AUGGGGGACUGCGAGGGCUCUCGGGUCUGGGGUGGGCUGGAGGGGGCGUCGCAGUGCAUGGCCAUCCCAGACCUCUCACGGGAGGUUGCGGCUGUGCCAGGCUGGGUUCCCUCUGUCCCUCCCAGUGGCUCCAGGUCUCGGAAGGUGCGCUCGAUCUCCAGGACACGCCAUGUAGAGCUCCUGGUGGUGGCAGAUUUCAGUCUGUACCAGGCGCUGGGCUCUGAUAUCCGCGAGUAUCUGCUGGUGCUGUUCGCUGCAGCUGACCGUCUUUACCGCCACCCGUCCCUGGCCAGCGACGUGCGGCUGGCUGUGACCAGGAUCCUGGUGAUGCAGCACAGCAGCGAGGGCCCUGAGGUCCUGCAGGAAGCCCAGCAGACCCUGCACAACUUCUGUGAAUGGCAGAGGCAGAUGCGUGCAAGGCCAGAGUGGGCAGACGAGAAAUAUGAUGCAGCCGUGCUCCUGACACGAGAGAACCUGUGCCAGGAACAUUUCUGUGAGUCCUUGGGCCUGGCUCACAUCGGAACUGUUUGUGAGACUAACCUCAACUGCGCAGUCAUCCAAGACAUUGGACUACAGAGUGCCUUCACCGUAGCUCACGAAAUUGGGCAUCUCCUUGGUAUGCCGCACGACAGUUCAGAUAUCUGUACACAAGUCGGGGAGCUGCCAAGUUCCAAUCAGAUGAUGUCGAACAUGUUGACACGGAUCGAUUACUCUGAACCCUGGUCCAAGUGCAGCAGUAAACUUUCUCUGGGCUUCUUCGAAAGUGGACGAGCUGACUGCCUGCUGAACAAACCAGAGGUCUCUCUCGCAGAGUCAGCACCUCUGGCUGGGAGAAAUUAUGACGCAGACCAACAAUGCCGCCUAACCUUUGGACCAGGACAUCGCUGGAGGCCAGGAAGUGACCCCUGUCGCAUUCUUUGGUGCAUUGCCAGGCAUCAGGGAGAGUGGCUUCAUGCCAGCAAACAGCUACCAGCUGCUGAUGGGACUGACUGUGGCCAAGGGCGGGUCUGUAUGCGGGGAGAAUGUAUCUCCAAUUGGCAACAAGCAAAGCCCAUUGAUGGUAACUGGGGAUCCUGGGGUCCCUGGGGCCAAUGUUCCCGGACAUGCGGUGGUGGUGUUCAGUUCUCUAGACGUCGCUGUGACAACCCACUUCCUGCCUCCUUCGGGAGAUAUUGUCAGGGACGGAGAGAUAUCUUCCAGUCUUGCAAUCUUACUCCUUGUCCGGACAACAAUGGUCGGACUUUUCGGGAUGAACAGUGUGAGGCCAGAAACAGGCCUGCUCCUGUCGGGCAGGGUUACUACGAGGAGUGGGAGCCUUACUAUCAUGGCAUCCGCGAGACCGACCUCUGUAAACUGAACUGCCUCCUCAAGGGCACCUCGCAAGUCACCGUUUUCAACAUUAAGGUGAAAGAUGGGACUCGGUGUACUCCACACAGCGAUGCUGUUUGCGUUCGGAGCCGGUGCAUCAAGACAGGCUGUGACGGGAUCAUCGGAUCGAGGAAGCGGUACAACAAAUGUGGGAUGUGCGGCAGGGAGGACUCAGCUUGCCUGCGGGUCAUCCAGCAUUUCCGCAACAGGACGAUCAACUACAGCGAUGUGGCCGUGAUCCCCGUCGGGGCAGCCAACUUCAAAGCGCGACAGGAAUUCAGGCGAGGGCAGACUCGGCUCACGGCCUACCUAGCCCUGAAGAGACUGAAUGGCAGCUACAUCCUAAAUGGGGACACCCAGAUCUCGGGUUUCGACAGUCUCCUGACUGUGGGGGGGGUUGAUCUGCGGUACUUGGGUUGGAGCCCACGGCGAGACGUGCUGGGGGCAGUCACGCGUGGCGCGCUGACUGAGCCGCUGGUUUUGCAGGUGUACAAUCCGAGCAGGCAGCGAAUUGUCCGGGUCCUCUACUCUUACUAUGUACCCAAGGAGCAGAUGAAUAAUGGCAAGCCCACCCGCAUGCCAACUGCAACACUAACUAGUUAUGACACACUGCCCAAUCCCACACUGACCAAAUGCAUCAUGGCCAAUGUCACAACUCCCACUACAACGUUGCCCACUCACAUGCUAACCACCCGCAUAGACAAAGACAUGCUGGUUACACUCAGUCGCCCUGUGACACCAACCCUCCACACAACAGCCAAGGGUACAUUGCCCAGUCAUAGACUCACACUCACAGUACCCAAUCGUAGGCCCACACUCACAGUGCCUAUUUACAGACCAACACCCACAGUACCCCGACAUGGAACGACACCCAAAAUGCCUACUCGCAGGCCAACAUCCAGAGUACCCAGUCGCAGAACCGCACCCACAGUGCCCAGUCGCAGAACCACACCUACAAUGCCCAGUCGCAGAACCACAUCCACAAUGCCCAGUCGCAAAACCACACCUACAGUGCCCAGUCAUAGAAAUACACCCACAAUGCCCAGUAGCAAGUCUGCUCCAACUCUAAGCUCUCGCUCGAUAACCAAAGCCACACAGCACUACGGCCAUCCGGGUAAGAGGGAGCCCUCACGUGGCCUGCACAAUGCGACACUGCCCACUCCCAAACAACGCACCCACUCAUUUUACAGACCACCGCGGCCCACCCGCGUACGGCUCAACCCACCACUGUCCCGCACCAAGGCCUCUUCCACCAGCUGGCACCCUGGGCCAUGGCAGAGCUGCUCGGUCACUUGCGGUGUAGGGUGGCGGGUUCGGUGGCUACGGUGCCUGGAUAGGCACGGUGUUCUCUCAGCAGGCUGUGACUACUGGGCAAAGCCAGCUGGUAUGGCUCUGUGUGUGAUGCAGAAAUGUUGA
Molecule: messenger RNA, 2784 nt
Organism: Stegostoma tigrinum
Lineage: Eukaryota; Metazoa; Chordata; Chondrichthyes; Orectolobiformes; Stegostomatidae
Product: A disintegrin and metalloproteinase with thrombospondin motifs 5-like
Exons: 8
Coding region: 1-2784 (927 amino acids)
Biological process (GO): proteolysis; extracellular matrix organization
Cellular component (GO): extracellular matrix
Molecular function (GO): metalloendopeptidase activity
Source: RefSeq, a predicted model, not a curated record